CCCCCGGCUGCGGAGAGUAGGAGACGCAGCUGCCGCGCUGGGCAUUGAGCGGCUCCUUUGCCGCGGCGGACUGGGAGCGCCCCGCACAGUAUAAACCCAGUGUGCCUGCUGGGCUAUGCUUGGGUUUAGAGCCAUGCCAAUCUGUGGUCGAAGCUUGAAGCAGUAAUGGAGCCACUGCAGCAGCAGCAGCAGCAGCAGCAGCAGCAGCAGCAGAAGCAGCCACAUCUAGCUCCUUUGCAAAUGGAUGCCAGAGAGAAACAGGGACAGCAGAUGAGAGAAGCCCAGUUCCUGUAUGCCCAAAAACUAGUUACACAGCCAACUCAUCUUUCUGCCACACCUGGGAGACCUUCUGGCAGCCCUGCUCUGGGUCCCUUAGCCAGAGUUCCACCAGCCACACCAGUGGCCCGAGUUUUUGAACGGAGCAACGUGAACUCAGAGCCUGAGGAAGAAGAAGGUGGUUUAGAAGAUGAGGAUGAGGAUGAGGAUGUUGCAGAGGUGGCUGAAAAGGGGGCCCAGGCUGCUUCCAAAUAUUUUCAUGUGCAGAAAGCAACUCGCCAAGACCCCAGAGUAGCAUCCAUGUCCAGUCUGCUUCCAGCACCAGGGCUCCCACCACACGGACAACAAGCUAAAGAAGACCAUACCAAAGAUGCUACCAAGGCCCCACCUUCUGUCUCCACAACUGGACAGCCAAGCUGGAAUCUGGAUGAGCAGCUUAAGCAGAAUGGUGGUUUGGCCUGGAGUGAUGAUGCCGAUGGAGGUCGGGGAAGAGAGAUCUCUCGAGAUUUUGCCAAGCUGUAUGAACUGGACAGUGAUCCUGAAAGGAAAGAAUUCCUGGAUGACCUCUUCAUCUUUAUGCAGAAGAGGGGGACCCCCAUCAACCGGAUCCCCAUCAUGGCCAAGCAGAUCCUGGAUCUAUACAUGCUGUAUAAGCUGGUGACAGAGAAGGGGGGCCUGGUGGAGAUCAUUAACAAGAAGAUCUGGAGGGAAAUCACCAAAGGCCUGAACCUGCCCACAUCUAUCACCAGCGCCGCCUUUACCCUCAGGACCCAGUAUAUGAAGUAUCUCUAUGCCUAUGAGUGUGAGAAGAAAGCCUUGAGCUCUCCAGCUGAGCUCCAGGCAGCCAUUGAUGGCAACCGGAGAGAGGGCCGUCGGCCCAGCUACAGCUCCUCUCUCUUUGGCUACUCACCUGCUGCUGCUGCUACUGCUGCCGCUACUGGGGCUCCAGCCCUUCUCUCACCACCCAAGAUUCGCUUCCCCAUCCUUGGGCUUGGCUCCAGCAGUGGCACCAAUACCAGUAGCCCUCGGAUAUCCCCAGCAUCCACUCUCAGGAAAGGUGAUGGAGUCCCAAUGACUACAGUGCCCGUGCCAAAUCGCCUGGCUGUGCCCUUGACUUUGGCAAGCCAGCAGGCCAGUACCCGGACUGCCACACUAGAGCAGCUGCGAGAGCGACUGGAGUCAGGAGAGCCUCCUGAGAAGAAGGCUUCAAGGCUAUCAGAGGAGGAGCAGCGCCUGGUACAGCAGGCCUUCCAGCGCAACUUCUUCAGCAUGGCACGGCAGCUCCCCAUGAAGAUUAAGAUCAAUGGCAGGGAAGACAGAGCAGAUGCCUCGACUGCAGCCCUGAACCUGACCACAAGCAGCAUUGGGAGCAUUAACAUGUCUGUGGACAUCGAUGGCACCACCUAUGCAGGUGUGCUGUUUGCCCAGAAACCAGUGGUCCACCUCAUUGCAGGCUCUGCUCCCCAGAGCAUUGGCAGCAGUGCCAGCAGCAGCAGCUCUCACUGCUCACCAAGUCCUACCUCAUCACGGGGCACCCCCAGUGCAGAGCCCUCCACCAGCUGGUCCCUCUGACGGGCAGCACCCAGCUCCCCACUCCCUACUCCUGCCGAGAGUGAAGGAAGUUGAUGCACAGAAGUUACCUCAUCUCAUGGAGCCCACAUCAAACACCAUUUGGCCAGACGUUGAGAGUUUGGACAUGACCGUCUGUCCAGGCUCCUUUCAGGUCCUGCUGUUCUCUGGGGACAGGGAGAGGCUAGAGGGUGGGACAGGUCAGCGUUGUCCAAUCAGGGAUUGACCUGGAGAACUGGGCAGAGGUCUGGGUGUCCAGCUUUCUCUAGGGUUCCCCGGCCACCUCCCAUCCCGGGUCACAGUGUAUCGACAAUCUGAAAGCCGACACAGGGCUGGAGGCCCUCCAUAUCCCUUCCCCUUUAAUUUAUUUCCUUUUCCCUGCCUUCUACCAUCACCCCAACUCCACUGCUCUCUUCCUUGACCCAGUCCCCCAGUUUUAAAAUCCCUUGUGGUGCUGCUAGGAGCCAAGAGCGUGCCUUCCUGGCUCUUGUCUGCAGAGCAUGGGAUGGGGCCCUCCCAGCCCACCUAGCCUACUGUUUGGUUCCUGGAGGGUGGGUCCCUCAAAUCCAAGUCAUGAAUCAGUACUCAGGAUCCUAUAUCCCCUUUUAAAGGGCCUGAGAAAGAGCACGUGAGAACAGACUUCAGUCCCAGGGCCUCCAGGCAGCUGCUGAAGAGAAGCAGAGCUUAGGCUGCCUAGGCCCUGGCACCCACUUCAUACGGAUCCUAUUCUGACCCUCCCAAACCUCAGGCUCCCCACUUGCCCUUGUUGGCCAGCACUCCCAAGACAACCCAUUUGUCCCUGGCUCCUGUCAUCGUCUCUUGGGGCCAUCUGAGCCCCAUUAGCCCCAGAUGUGCUGAUGUCAGGUUCACUGAAAUACCUCAGAUUUGUAAUUGUUGAUGUUUGAUUCUUCAGGAAGUAUUUGCAUCUCUGAAAUCUUUUUUAUAUGUGUUUUGCUGACUUUUUGUUUUUUAUUUUUAAAUUGUUAUUGUUGUUGCUGUUGUUGUAGCACCAAAGAAAUGAGAGCGGAUCACCCCAGCCAGAUGAGGCUCAGUAGCCAGCCCUGGCUCAGUAGCCAGCCCCUCCAGCCCUGCCCGGGCCCCAGCCCACAGGCCAGGCGGGAGCAGGUGGGAUGACUCAGGGAUCACUGUGGUGGGAGGGAGGGGCAGAUGGAGAGGCCCACUCUUGCUGGCUGCUUCUGAAGAGGGCCUUGACUCCUGUGUUCUGCCGCCCUCUGCUCCAGCUGACAGGGUAGGGCAGGACAUCUCUCCUCACUCAGCAUUCCCACCUCAGGACAUGAGGUAGGUGGCUGUGGGCCCUGCUGGUGGCCAAGCUACCCAGGGAACGAGGAAAUGCUGAGAGAGCUCCUUCUCUUCUCUUGGCUCCCGCUGCUCCUGUGUGGUAAAGAAGGCGUGAUGCUUGCACAAGGCUCGCCUCUCGGCCAAAAGAGUUCACUGGAACACCACCCACAAGAACUCCCUGGGUGGUGGCAGUGGAGAUCACAGCAUGGCCUAUACUUGGUCCUAUCUAGGGAAAGAAAGGGAAAUCAAAAGCUUGCACGCAAGACAUACCUCAACCUGGUAAGCAGCCGCUCUGCUGACCUGCAUCUCCUCCUCCCUCCCCCGGCCUUCCACACAUCUGUGCAUGUGUGCACACACGUGUUCACACAUGUACACACAUGCAUUCUCACAUUUACACACAUUCGCAUAUUUUCGCACACAUUUACUCAUACACAUGGGCACAGCCCAUCCCCUGGGGGCAGCCCCUCUGGCCUCAGAAGCCUCUCCCGCCAGGCACAUGCCAGGUGUGGGCAGAGAAGGGCAUCUGGAAUCUGGUGCCAGUGAGAAGCCCAGGUGGCUGAUUCUGGGCCCACUUGAGAGAGUCUCAGACAUUUGGCCAACGUAUCUUUCUCAGGGUUUGGUCACAAAAGAAUGGACUCUUCCCACCCAGAAGAUGCAGGGUCAGUGCACUGGGUUUUUCUGGCAUUGAACCCUUUCCCUUUCCUCAGGCAUCAUGCUGAUCUGUCCCUCCGAGUGCCCUCACUCUUUCCUAAGGCCAGCAGCAGGGGCUCAGCCAGAAAGUGUGAGAGUAGAGGCACUAGCUGGUGCCCCAGCAUCCACGCUCUGGCCCAAGCAGAGCUUUCCCUGGAGGUUCAGUCCUUGAAGGCCACAUGGGAGGCAGUUGGCCAGAGCAACUCUGUCCCCUCCCCUUUCCCAUCUUAUAUGUAUUUUAACCAGGAAAAAUGUGAUAGCACAUGGGUAGCCUAGGCAGUGAAUAAAUACCUCAGACAUCCUCUUGCAGCAAGUGUCUAUAUG
This is a messenger RNA of Urocitellus parryii (Arctic ground squirrel), 4158 nucleotides long. RefSeq names its product AT-rich interaction domain 3B (gene Arid3b). The record is from RefSeq and is a predicted model, not a curated record. NCBI's taxonomy places the organism in Eukaryota, Metazoa, Chordata, Mammalia, Rodentia, Sciuridae. Gene Ontology annotation, biological process: regulation of transcription by RNA polymerase II. Gene Ontology annotation, cellular component: nucleus. Gene Ontology annotation, molecular function: DNA binding.